AUGGGAAGUGUGGAUGAUCAAAAGCCGAGGAGUGAAAGCUGCAACAAAUUUCAUUUCGGUGAGUGUCGAAAAAGGAGUGGUGCAUGCUACAGAUAUGGUUCUCUUGACCACUUCCUUAAAGACUGCCCAGAACGAGUUGAUAAAGGGGUGGAUCUAGCCCCAAAUUCUAAUGCUCCUAAUUCUCGAGGUAGACCACCCCGACAUCCUGGAAUUGCAAGUGACAGUCGAAAUGUUGCCAGGGACACAACUGUAAAACCAGAAACUCGGGCCCUGAUAAGAACUUACGCGAUACAAGCUAAAGAGAAAGCCUCUGCUCCUGAUGUCAUUACGGAACCUAAGGAGUUUGUGAUUAAGGUGUCGAACCCUCUAGGCAAGUCUGUCUUAGUAGAUAAGGUUUAUAAGAAUUGUCCUUUGACGAUCCAAGGUCAUCGUUUUCUGGAUAAUCUUAUGCUUUUUCCCUUCAAUGAAUUUUACGUAAUACUUGGCAAGGAUUGGUUGAUCCUCUACGAUGUGAUAGUAAAUUGUGGUAAUAACUAUAUUGAAUUGAAAUGUUCAAAUGGUGAAGUUCUCUAA
Gossypium arboreum is the source of this 573-nucleotide messenger RNA. RefSeq lists its product as uncharacterized. The record is from RefSeq and is a predicted model, not a curated record. NCBI's taxonomy places the organism in Eukaryota, Viridiplantae, Streptophyta, Magnoliopsida, Malvales, Malvaceae. Bases 1 to 573 code for a protein of 190 amino acids. The transcript has 2 exons.